Molecule: messenger RNA, 3340 nt
Organism: Lecanosticta acicola
Lineage: Eukaryota; Fungi; Ascomycota; Dothideomycetes; Mycosphaerellales; Mycosphaerellaceae
Source: the annotation of a GenBank genome assembly
AUGCCGGGUCGCACGGUAAAUGCGGCGCGUGCUGCGAGGAAGACGACAUCCGCGAAAUCCCUCCGCGCCGGCCGCAACUCGUCGCCUGUCACCGAAAUUCCAGACGAAGGAGAGGACACCUCGCUGCGACGCGAAGUCUGUCGCAUCUUCGCAGACGCACAGAAAUCGACAGCCGGACACAGAAAGGCGAUCAUAUCACUGCGGAAGAUUCAGGAGGCGUGCUGCUACGAAUCCGUGAGCAGCAACAAGAAGGGAAAGCAAACAGAGGAGGAAUUUGAUGAAGAGGCGUUCAACGAUGAAAUUAUGCGCUGUAUCCUCCGCAUUCUGCCGGUCAAGAAAUCAGAGGCGGUCGGAGAUCGUGUUGUGCGCUUCUUGGGGGCGUUCUUGAAUGUAGCGAGCGGCAAGGACAACGAGAUUGCACAGCAGGAUGAGGACGGAGAACAUGGAGCGUUGCCAGAGACCCCGACCUCGCGACUCACGACUAAGAUUCUGAGCACGCUCAUCCCGGUCUUGCAGGUCAAAGAUAAAGUCAUCCGCUUUCGUGCCACACAAGUCACAAGCCACAUCAUUAACAGCCUGGACACACUGGACGAUAAUCUGUUUCACCAGCUGAGAUACCAGCUCCUGCGCAGAAUCCAUGAUAAGGAGGCGCCAGUGCGACUGCAGGCAGUCUACGGCCUAGGCAGACUUGCUGCUGAAGUGGAAGAUGACGAAGAGAAGGAAGAUUCCGAUUCAGACGAUGAGGUUGGCGCUGGUGUGCUGGCAAAAUUGCUCGGCACACUGCAGAACGACCCAUCUGCUGAGGUGCGACGGAAUCUGCUCCUCAAUCUGCCAUUGACAAAAGAGGUGUUACCAUACUUGCUCGAGCGCGCGAGAGACGCGGAUGCUUCGACCAGACGAGCACUUUACGCUCGACUUUUGCCGGCACUUGGCGACUUCAGACAUCUCAGUCUGACGCACCGAGAGAAGCUAUUGAGAUGGGGCCUUCGAGACCGGGACGAAAAUGUCCGACAGGCGACUGCCAAACUCUUCUGUGAGCGGUGGGUCGAAGAUUGCGCCGCAUUGCCAGCCGUGCAAGCAGCGGAAGGCCAAGAAAAGCAGCCAGAUGUCCCUGUGCCGUCUCUUGAUGCUCUCCUUGAACUGCUGGAGCGUAUCGAUGUGGUAAACAGCGGAACGGACGGCGGCAUCGCUCUGGUUGCCAUGGUCGAAUUCUGGAAAUUGAGACCAGACUACGUCGAUUAUGUCUCUUUCCCAGACUCAUUCUGGGACGACUUGUCGCCAGAGCUUGCUUUUGUCGCACGCACCUUCAACGACUACUGCCGUGCCCCAGUGGAACCAGGCUAUCACGGACCGAACUUGGAAGCUCUGGUUGAGGAGAAGCUGCCUGAGGUCACCAAGUUUGGCUUCCUCCUCGAGCGAGAAAUCAACAAGCUUAUAGAGACUACAAUCAGAGUGGCGGAAGACGGCGACGAUGACGAUGACGGUGAACUGUCCAAUGCCGAAUUCGUCGUUGAGCAAAUGCUACACAUGGCCCUCACAUUCGACUACAGCGAUGAAGUCGGACGUCGCAAGAUGUAUGGUCUGAUGCGCGAUUCGCUCGCCACGCCCGAUCUGCCUGAAGAAGUCACUCGGUUGGUCGUCGAGAACCUCCGGCUUGUUUGCGGCGAGAAUGCAAAGGGCGAGCGCGAAUUCUGUGAAGUCGUUCUGGAGGCUAUUGGCGAAGUCCAUGAUACCAUCAUGGGCGAGGACGCUGACGCCGACCCUGAUAGCACAGAGGAGAGCUUCCACUCCGCCACUUCUCAAGUCAGCGACGAUGAAGAAGAUACUAUUGUCGUUGCGCAGAGACGUCCUAAGAAGGCGAAGAAGCAGCUGACUGCUGAAGAAGAAGCCGAUAAGGCUGUCAAAGAGAUCAUGGUCAACAUGAAGUGCCUGCACAUUGCUCUUUGCAUGUUACAGAAUGUGCAGUGUGAUCUCGAGGAGAAUGUGUAUCUUGUCACGAUGCUGAACAACCUUGUUGUGCCGGCAGUCCGAAGCCAGGAAGCGCCGAUAAGAGAGCGUGGUCUGUUAUGUUUGGGACUGUGCUGCCUGCUUGGAAAGGUGAGUGUUGAUGGAACACAUCGGAGUGAUCAAUACUAACUUGGUGCAGAACCUGGCACAAGAAAAUCUCAGCCUCUUCUUGCACUGCUUCAACAAAGGUCACCCUGCUCUGCAAGCCAUCGCCCUUCAGAUCAUCACCGACAUCUUAAUCACCCACCCGACCAUUCUCUCCGAUCCUUUGACGUCUACCACGGAAGUGUCUGAGCAAAACGACAUGCUGAAGCCAAUUCUCAGAGCCUUCAAGAACUCCCUCAAGUCCGAAGAUCCGAAUGUGCAAUCGACAGGUGCCACUGCACUUUCGAAGGCCAUGCUUUCCCGUCUCAUCACCGACAGUGACCUGCUUCGACAGCUCGUUGUCCUCUACUUCGACUCGGACAGCGCUUCGAACGCCCAACUGCGACAGAGUCUGUCCUACUUCCUGCCGGUAUACUGUCACUCUCGCGCGGAGAACGCUAUUCGAAUGGCCGAAAUAGCAACAGCAAUCGUCAGCAAACUUUUCACACUUCGCCAGGCUCUAGAAGACGACCCAGAUGAAGAGGCGGAUCUUCCAGGCGCCGAUGGAAUUGUGAAAAUAUCGCAGAUCGGCACCAUGUUGCUCGACUGGACCGAUCCUCGAAAAGUUGUUGGUUUCAGCGAGGUUGCCAAUGACGCGAUCGUUGCGCAUGGAGCCGGUGAAACUCACUACAUCAUUGCUCAUUACAUUCUGGACCGACUGGUAUCUCAGAAUCCGUCUAAGGAUGAGAAGAAGCCUCUGUUUUCGAUGCUCAACAAAGUGCACCUACCUCCUGGUGGCGCUGAUGCUGAGCGAGUGAAGGCCAUUCUCGAACUUGCUGCUGAAGCUGCGGAGACUAAGGUUGCGCCUAGCGCGACUGAUAAAAAUGUUCUCACCAAAAUCCAGAACCAGCUGCUCAAGAUGAUGCACGACAUCAUGACGGAAGAGCGUGGUGGUGGAGAUACUAUUCUUGAUACUGCCGAGGGUCCUGCCCAAAUCGAGGCGGAUGUGCCGGAGGGAGAUACUACUGUCCAAAUUCGACCUGGCGCUGCGGAUCAGGGUGAGGACGGGGAAGAGAAUGAAGAGGAAGACGAUGCCACCGAGCAACUUCAGCUUGAAUUAAAGGAUGCUACGCUUGGUGCUACAACAACCACGGGCUUUGUUCCUGAUGCAGAGGGAACGAGGAUUGGAUUAGAGGAUCUCACUACUAGUGAAGAUCUUGAUGGGGAUACGGAGAUGAGUGGCAUUUGA